CGGGUUUCGAGCCUUCCGCUGCAUGGCUCUUCUGACAUUGCUCUGCUAAACUUUUUUUGCCUCCUUUCUUUUGAGCACAUAUAAUAUAAUAGAGAUUCGUCGUUCGUCGGGCCAUACUGUCCCAGUUUAAAAAAUGGCACAGUUCAUCAUGCUUUUGUAGAAGAAGAGGAAUGUAAUCGCUAUCAGAAGCAUGUCCUGCAUUCCCAACACAAUGGAUCCUAAAUAUUAUACUGCUCUUCUAUUGAGGUGUAGAAAUGUCUUUCAGAUUAGACAAGUUCACGCCCGCUUGGUCGUCAACGGAGUAUUUGCAGACCUCGUUGUCGCAAACAAGCUUCUUUACAUAUAUGCCUACCAUAAAGCUACCAACGAUGCCUAUGCUCUGUUUGGAGAAAUGGAAAUGAGAGACCCGAAAUCAUGGAGUGUGAUGGUUGGUGGGUUUGCUAAGCUGGGUGACUAUGUUAAUUGUUAUGCGACCUUUAGGGAGGUUAUAAGAAAUGGAGUCCAACUAGAUAGUUAUACAUUGCCUUUUGUGAUAAGAACUUCUAGAGAUAGAAAGGACCUUGAAAUGGGCCGAGCAAUCCACGACAUUGUUUUGAAGUUGGGAUUACAUUUAGAUCGAAUUAUCUGCGCGUCACUGGUUGACAUGUAUGCUAAGUGUAUGGUGAUUGGAGACGCUCACCAACUGUUCGAAAAAAUGCUCCAUAAGGACCUUGUAACCUGGACGGUAAUGAUUGGCGCUUAUGCUGAAUGCAAAAAUGCAUACGAGUCAUUCGUUCUAUUUGAUCGGAUGAUGGAAGAAGGUGUUGUACCAGACAAGGUUGCUAUGGUGACCAUUGUUAAUGCCUGUGCAAAAUUGGGGGCUAUGCACAGGGCUAGAUUUCUUCAUGAAUAUAUUAGCAGUAAUAAUUUCACACUGGAUGUGAUCUUGGGGACAGCAAUGAUAGACAUGCAUGCCAAGUGCGGGAGUGUUGAGUCUGCAAGAGAGAUAUUUGAUCGGAUGGAAGAAAAGAAUGUUAUAUCAUGGAGUGCCAUGAUUGCAGCUUAUGGGUAUCACGGUAAUGGCAAAGCAGCCAUCGAAUUGUUUCAUAUGAUGUUGGGCAGUGGAAUAUUACCGAACAGGGUCACCUUUGUGUCCCUCUUAUAUGCUUGUAGCCAUGCAGGACUUAUUGAAGAGGGUCGUAAUUUUUUCAAUUUGAUGUGGGAAGAGUAUGGUGUGAGACCUGAUGUCAAGCACUAUACCUGUAUGGUUGAUCUUUUGGGCCGUGCUGGACAAGUCGAUGAAGCCAUGGCAUUGAUUGAGAAUACGAUUGAAGAAAAAAAUGAGGGACUGUGGAGUGCUUUGCUAGGCGCAUGUAGAAUUCAUGGGAACAUGGAGUUGGCAGAAAAGGCAGCCAAUUCUCUUCUUGAUCUACAGCCCCAAGAACCAGGGCAUUAUGUAUUGCUAUCUAAUAUUUACGCAAAAGCGGGUAAGUGGGAAAAAGUGGCAAAGAUAAGGGGUCUGAUGACCCAAAUGAAGCUAAAGAAACCACCCGGGUGGACUUGGAUUGAAGUGAAUGACAAAACCUAUCAGUUCAGUGUUGGGGAUAGAUCCCAUCCCCGAUGGAAGGAGAUCAACAGAAUGCUGAUCAGCCUAGUCAAGAAGUUAGAGGUGGCUGGCUAUGUACCUGAUACAAGUUAUGUUUUGCAUGAUGUUGAGGAGGAAGCGAAGGUAGGGAUGUUAUAUGUGCACAGUGAAAAGCUGGCUAUUGCAUUUGGCCUUGUUGCCACUCCCGAGGGAGAUCCAAUUAUGAUGUCGAAGAAUCUGAGGGUUUGUGGUGAUUGUCACACGUUUAUUAAGAUGGUCUCGUCUGUAACGAGAAGGGCUAUAACUGUUCGAGAUGCAAAUCGCUUUCACCAUUUCAGUGAAGGGGCUUGUUCGUGUGGGGAAUAUUGGUAGCAUAGUGAUAUUACCCAGAGGCCAGAUCAAAUGUUGCAUAUGGAUUAACAUUGCUGCAUUUGCUUAAAAUUGACAGUUGAUACAUUUGCAUUUCAAUACUAAAAUGAAUGCCAGGUGUUCUUCCCA
Molecule: messenger RNA, 2062 nt
Organism: Prosopis cineraria
Lineage: Eukaryota; Viridiplantae; Streptophyta; Magnoliopsida; Fabales; Fabaceae
Product: pentatricopeptide repeat-containing protein At2g33760-like
Exons: 1
Coding region: 191-1936 (581 amino acids)
Biological process (GO): RNA modification
Molecular function (GO): RNA binding; protein binding; zinc ion binding
Source: RefSeq, a predicted model, not a curated record